This is a messenger RNA of Angiostrongylus costaricensis, 519 nucleotides long. The record is from the annotation of a GenBank genome assembly. NCBI's taxonomy places the organism in Eukaryota, Metazoa, Nematoda, Chromadorea, Rhabditida, Metastrongylidae.
AUGUCAAUUUUCAGAAGCAACAGAGAUCUCGAGGCAUGUCUUAAUCGAUGUAACAAAUCACAAGAAUCGGCUAUACUUCUGGCCGGCAUCAAAUCAUGGGAGGAUACAUGCGCUCACUUAGAAGAGUUGCGCGCGCAGUUCCCUUGUUGGAAAAACAACGGUCACGAGCUUUCACAGUCAUGUCGAGCUCAAACAGUUAGCCUCAAAGAAAGUAUGUACCAAUUCACUCUGAAUCAAUCGUAUCAGAACAUUCAGAAUAUAUGCAGGUAUCUUUUCGCUUUGAAACCUACUAAACUCCUUGGAAAUUAUACGAUUACUGGUCGCAUGUUUCACAACAAUCGCGAGGCUAUGUUCAAUAUGUUGAAGAUUCGUUGGUCCACAUUGCCAUCUCAGUGCGGUUAUUCUCAUCUAAGAAGAGACACAUAUUCAAGCGAAAAGCACUACUUAUCUACAAGUUCCGCUUACACAGGAGUGUUCUUCAUUGCUACACUGUUCAACGCAGCGUCCCUUUCUUUGUAG